Messenger RNA from Macrosiphum euphorbiae (potato aphid), 219 nucleotides. NCBI's taxonomy places the organism in Eukaryota, Metazoa, Arthropoda, Insecta, Hemiptera, Aphididae. The record is from the annotation of a GenBank genome assembly.
AUGUUAACGUUUCACUUGUUUUACAGGACAUUCAACGUGGUGGCACCCAAAGUGGCCGUCCCUGGUCAGAGAACCGCGGUACUGGUUAGCUGGAAUCCAGCGUGCAGUCCCAAAGACGUGACAUUACGACUCUUGCGUCAGAUACCAGUGACUGAGCAACAGCGAGCGGCUGACGACGACGUAUUGUCGCACAACACCGUUACCAUACAUGGUCAGUAA